This is a messenger RNA of Lampris incognitus (smalleye Pacific opah), 7987 nucleotides long. RefSeq names its product tyrosine-protein kinase receptor UFO-like. Gene Ontology annotation, biological process: platelet activation; protein phosphorylation; multicellular organism development. Gene Ontology annotation, molecular function: protein binding; ATP binding; transmembrane receptor protein tyrosine kinase activity. NCBI's taxonomy places the organism in Eukaryota, Metazoa, Chordata, Actinopteri, Lampriformes, Lampridae. The record is from RefSeq and is a predicted model, not a curated record. Gene Ontology annotation, cellular component: signaling receptor complex.
GGAGGAAAAGCAAGGGGCGCAGUAAUGUGUGGGGCCGCAGCAGACGAGCAGGGGUGAGACCGGUCUGAAGACGCUGCCCGCGUGCCCGCAACCGCUCCGCUGACGACUCCGCAACUGUCCGCUCGCGCGCUCGCUCGCUCGCGCGCGCGCUUUGCGCUGCGUGCCGUUGUAGUUGCGUCCAUUAGCGCGGUUAUUGCCGCUGUCACCCGAACAACAAGCUGACACCGUCGCAUCGUCCCGAUCGGACUUGAGGCGCCACAUACAGGCGGCUAUAAGAAGAGCGUCACUUUUGUUUUCUUGCCAGGCUGUCAGUUUAGCCUCCGCUAAAAAAAAAAAAAACCCCAAAAAAAACAGGAACCAAAACGGGAUCAUAUACCUGUGGAUUUAAUCGCGAUUCCAGCAUCUGGGAUUAUUCUGGGCAGAGAUGCGCUGAUGGGCCCCGGCGAUGCCCCGCACAUGAAGCAGAAGAAGUCCAAGUUUGUCGGAGGUGUUUUCCUCAAGACGAUGAGCGGCUCUGCGCGGACGGCGCUGCUCCUCCUCAUCUGCGCCUCCUUCACGCCGGUCACUGCCAGCACCUUGACAGAUUUGGAGUUUAACCGAAGCCCUGAUUCCAUCGUUUCGUCGCUGGGGAAGCCUGUGAAAUUGCACUGCAGCCUGAAGGGUACGGGGGGUGAGGAGGAGGACCCCCCCGAUGUGGUGUGGCUGAGAGACGGUCAGCCGCUGGAGUUUGCUGACACCAACCAGGUCCAAGUCCAGAUUGGUGAUGAAAGUUGGAUGAUUAUCAGCACACUCAGGAUCGAGAAGGUCCAGCUCCCCGACAUGGGCUCCUACCGCUGUGCCGUGCUGUCAGAGGGCCCCAAGACUGUGUCUGAGGAGGGGAGCAUCCAGCUAGAGGGGCUGCCUCAUUUCUCUGUGGAGCCCCAGCACAUGUCCGUCACGGCCAACGUGUCCGUCAGCCUGCGCUGCGUGGCCCACGGCCCCCCGGAGCCGGUCAGGGUCAUCUGGCUUCAGGAUGGAGCGCCGCUCAACGCCCUGACGGACCCCGUGGCCCUUUCUCCAUCCAUGCUCAACCUCACAGGUUUGAACAGGACCAGCACCUUCUCUUGUGAGGCGCAUAACCGCAAAGGCGUGGCUACCUCCGGUUCUGGUACCAUCACAGUUCUUCCAGACCACCCUCAGAGACUGAGAGCAGUGGAGAUCACACAGAGCAGCCUGCGUUUGACAUGGCAGCCUGGCUUUGGAGGAGACUACCCCAUUAUCCAAUGUUCUGUUCAGGCCAAGCGUUCGGGCGUGUCCCUCAGCCGCAGGCCCGGGGAGAAAUGAUCCACAACCGGCACUGUCAACGUGCCCCCGGCAUCCCACCUCAUCGAGGAUCUGGCCCACAGCCCCUACGCUGUCAGAGUGGCCUGUCACAGCAGCCAGGGGCCCUCCGAGUGGACCCCGUGGAUGGAGCUGAGGACCAAAGAAGGAGUACCCGAUAACCCUCCGGUCAACGUCAGCGCUCAGCUCAACGGCACAGAGGUGCUGAUGAUGUGGCAGGGACCCCCUGGAAGGCUUAAUGGAGAUCUGCAGGGCUACAUGGUGGAAUAUGGCACCCCUAGCAUGGGGCAGGCUGUCGUGGACACUGGGUUGGACACGGAGCUGUCAAUCAAUCUGUCGGCGCCGCUUUCCAAUGUGUCAUUCAGAGUGUGUGCCUAUACGGGGGCGGGUCAAGGACCCUGGACCCCAGUACAGACCCUGACCCUCAUCACUCCUGAAAAGGAAGAACUGAAAUCAAGAGGUCUGUCAUCGCCCCCGGCCUUUUCCUGGCACUGGUGGUAUGUGGUGAUGGCUGUUGCUGGUGCCGUGUCCAUAGCUGUGCUCAUGGCUGUUUACGUGGCCAAGCUGCGACGCAAGGAGACACGUUUCGGCGAGGCGUUUGAGCCCAUGAUGGAGAGCGGGGAGCUGGUGGUGAGGUACCGUGCACGCCGCACCUACAGCCGCAGAACGACAGAAGCCACAUUGAACAGCCUGGGUAUCAGCGACGAGCUGAAACAGAAGCUUCAGGAUGUGAUGGUGGACAGACAUAAGCUAACCCUUGGAAAGACACUGGGAGAGGGAGAGUUUGGCUCGGUCAUGGAGGGGCUGCUGACUCAGGAGGAGUCUGUUCUUAAAGUUGCAGUAAAAACCAUGAAGAUUGCCAUUUGCACACGCACCGAGAUGGAGGACUUCCUCCGCGAGGCCGCAUGCAUGAAGGAGUUCGACCACCUCAAUGUCAUGAGGUUGCUAGGGGUGUGUCUGCAGACUGUGGAGAGUGAGGGCUACCCCUCGCCUGUAGUCAUCCUGCCCUACAUGAAACAUGGAGACCUGCACAGCUAUCUGCUCUACUCCAGACUGGGAGACUGCCCCGUGUAUCUUCCAUCUCAGAUGCUGGUGAAGUUCAUGACCGACAUUGCCCGAGGGAUGGAGUACCUCAGCGGCAAGAACUUCAUCCACAGGGACCUCGCCGCUCGCAACUGCAUGCUGAAUGAGAACAUGAACGUGUGCGUGGCCGACUUUGGCCUCUCCAAAAAGAUCUACAACGGAGACUAUUACCGACAGGGCCGGAUCUCCAAGAUGCCCGUCAAGUGGAUUGCCAUUGAAAGCUUAGCUGACCGCGUCUAUACCACAAAGAGCGACGUGUGGUCAUUUGGAGUAACUAUGUGGGAGAUAGCCACCCGUGGUCAGACGCCGUACCCGGGUGUGGAGAACAGCGAGAUCUACGAUUACCUGAGACAAGGCAACCGUCUCAAACAGCCGCCUGACUGUCUAGACUGCAUCUAUGCCCUGAUGUUCUCCUGCUGGCUCCUGAGUCCCAAGGAUCGCCCGGGGUUCGAAUCCCUCCGCUGCGAGCUGGAGAAGGCCCUUGAGGAGCUACCGGACCCCCAGGACCCGGAUGAGAUCCUCUACGUCAACAUGGAGGAGUCUUCCUCCGAGCUUGGGGCCGUUGGGGGCCGCGAACCUGCCAGCAACUCCUCCCCUCUUUGCCUGAAGGGCCUGGACUCCGUCACCACGGUGGAGGUGCACCACCCUAACCGUUACGUCCUCUGUCCGCAGCACGAGACCAACCGUACCCUCUCUGACUCCCUGGAGAGCCUGGACAUGCCCGUGUCAUCCUCCACGGCCACGCUGCCCCUUCAGCCCUCCUGCUGCUCCACGCCCACCCUGACCACAGCCCCCACCCCGACCGUGGAGGUGCUGGAAGACAGGGAAGGAGGCGGCUCCAGGCGAGUACCCUGGCAGUGAGGACGCCACUCCCAAGACGAGACAGACUUAAGACUGGCCACGAUCACUGUGACCGUGUGCCGCACCCCCCCACCCCAACACCACAACUACAUCUCUCCUAUUGGUACUAACUGUAUCAGACUCAGAGCACCCCCUACCUACAUUUUGCACAAAUACACUCACUCACACCUGCAGACACACACAUGGACAUACACACGGAUGCACUCACACACACAUGCACGCACAAACACAUAUGUGUCUUAAAGGGAAACUAUCAUAAUUUUCAACUUUUCAGUUAUCUCUGCAUAUGUGCUGUAGGACUAACACUCGGCUAUAAUACUGUGCAGUUUUCUUAACCUUUAUUUUACCAAGCUAAUCACAAAGAACAGAUUAUUAUUUACAAUGGUGGCCUGGCAAGAGGCAGAUAGUCUCUUGAGGUAAGGGGGAAAAGGAGUUAAAGGGACAAAAGUGCACACCCGGAUAGGAAGAUGCAUGUCAUACUGCAAAAAGCAAUAAUUAACAGCAGUAGACAGAGGAUCAGAGAGAAAAAAAAUACAACGAAUAUCUCGUGUGUCUCUCUGAAACGACGCUCCAAUUUUACAGAAAAGAAAUGGCUGCCAGUGACGUCACUGGUGGGCAAUCUGUGAAUGUGAAAACUACACUUAACUCCUCGAUUUAUGCCACCUACGGUCGGCUACACCGACAAAAUAGACUGCAUCGUUUGUGAAAAUGUGAAUAACAAUAUUAUACACAGCCCUGUAGCAAAUGUCACCGAACGCCACGUAAAGAUGGCGAUUCUUUCUGCACAAUCCGGGGCGGCGUUUUCCAGACCCGCAGAGCACUGCUAGCCGCUAUGGCUGCUAACGGAGUGUUAGCCCGCACUGCUAGCCGCUAUGGCUGCUAACGGAGUGUUAGCCCGCACUGCUAGCUGUCAUGGCUGCUAACGGAGUGUUAGCCCGCACUGCUAGCUGCUAUGGCUACUAACGGAGUGUUAGCCCGCACUGCUAGCUGCUAUGGCUGCUAACGGAGUGUUAGCCCGCACUGCUAGCUGUCAUCGCCGCUAACGGAGUGUUAGCCCGCACUGCUAGCCGCUAUGGCUGCUAACGGAGUGUUAGCCCGCACUGCUAGCUGUCAUGGCUGCUAACGGAGUGUUAGCCCGCACUGCUAGCUGCUAUGGCUGCUAACGGAGUGUUAGCCCGGACUGCAAGCCGCUAUGGCUGCUAACGGAGUGUUAGCCCGCACUGCUAGCUGCUAACGGAGUGUUAGCCCUACACCAGAGAUAACGUUGAAAGCGGUGAUCGUUUCCCUUUAAGGUACUUUAGGGAAGUGAAGGAAAAGGGAUUCUAUUGUUCCUUAACCGCGUGUAUCCUCUCAAACGAGCGCAUAGCCAUUGUGGGUGUAAAACUAACGGGUGACCGCCGCAGCAGGAGGGAGACCGUUACGGCCGAGCGUUCGGAGCACAUGCGGCCGUUACCCGCAUUCACUGCAGCGCAAUCAGACAGAAAAACAAACCCCACCGCAACAACAGGACACCUCCGCCCGACUCCCCGAAUCUCCGCCGCUUGUUAAAGCUGAAAAAUAAAAAAUGAAAAAGACGUUUCCGUAAAGCCAGCUCAGACACUGCCGCACCGCGCUCGCUCACCUGCCGAGCGGCGAACAAACUCUCAGGAGCUCGAACUGUUUCCUACGAGUUCAGCACAAAACGUGAACGCACGCACCCACGCACGCAUGCGCACACACACACUUCCUGUAAGCGCAGGAUCACCACGAGGUGGCCUCAGCCACCCGAAUCCCCACUUCUGCAUCGCUUUAGAGGUGUAGGCUUCCUUAAAGAUCCAGUUCAAUGAUUUUGAUUCGGUCAGAAAAGCUUCAUCACGGAUUACUGUAAACUACUAAUAAGACACGUUAACCCCUAGCUAGCGGAGUCCAACCCUUUAGCCGAGCGGUUAGUGAUGUCGCCUUGUGGUGCAGUACACACCGUAUCGAAUCCCGCACCGGGCAAGAAAAUAACCGGUUACGUUAUUAACUAUUAUUUGAUUUUUUUUCUAACUGUUGUAGCCGGGUUGCAAGACUGUCGAUAGCUGGCUAACAUGCACGACGUUGCUAGGCGACUUUCCCAAAACAGACCAGACCACCUGACAGACUGCUGAUGACAAUUCAAUUGACUGGCCUAAUCAAAUCAGGGUUUUAUUGCCUGAGGCAGAUUGGUUUUCUGAAACGGUUUAAUUGUGCUGACAGCCCGGAGGCUAACGUAGUUUAUGGAGAAACUUUAGUUGUAUUUUCAAAACAGCAGCAGCUCCAAUAUUUUUGGUGACUUCUAAAUUGAUUAACGACCCUUAAAAAAGCGCAGAAGAUGAUUUUCAUUGGACCGGAUCUUCAAAAAUUCUGAAGGGACAAAGGGGACUUGAGAGAUGGAUAAACAGCAGCUUGUCCUCCGUUCGACGUUGCUGUCAGGAGAACACAACACUGAUCAUGGCACACUUCCUUCCUCCAGCAGACUCCUAGAAAUAAGUUAGUAGCAUCCGGUCCAGGGGUCCUACUUCUAAAUGAAUGGACUAUGACAUGAUAUAAGGAGAUAUGCACCGUCCCUUUAGGCUAAUUACAUUUUUAUGGAAGUCACUCUACUGACUACAGGGGGGGAUUUGGGUUAUUUUGUGGGCCAGCCCUUCACAACUUCCUGCUUUUUUCACAACUCAGGAAGAUUAGACUCGGUUCAACAAGGAAAGAAGUACAGUACCAAUCAAGUCUGGUGGCAUUCACAGGGAACAGAGGACAAAGACUGGGUAAUCUUGAGGGGUAAGGACAGACUUGCCGGGAGAGUUUUGGCAUGCCGGUGUUACCCAAAGCUGUUCAGUAUGUGGGAUGCUCUUUACACCCCAGCUCUCCGACGAUGUUGUGGCUCAAGCACAGUAUUAUUAUGUGUUUUGCUCCUAUGAAUUUUGUUUCAUUGCUGUUUAAUUGCAUCCAUACACCUUUUGCACUAAUGGUAUCGUGUUUUGUUUUUGUUCUUUUUUCUACCAUGUAUGUUUAUAUUUGCUUGGUCUCCUGCGCGUUUUCAUUUUAUUUUCUAAAUUGCUUUUUGUACAUUCUUAGCUUGUUGGACAUCUUGUGACGUUAUCCACCAAUACCAACAUAUAUGUUCAUAAAGGCCUCGCCUACGUGCCAUUUUGGUCAUGUUUAGACUGGAAGCAAAUUCAACUGUUUGUCAAAUCUGAUCUUUGGGACGGAUGCCCACAUUGUUAAUUGCAAGCGAUCAGGUGGGAUUUGUGUGUUCAGACAUCAUUCAUCCGUCUUCACUGGUCACUGUGGUAAAAAUGUAGGCACGCACUGUAAGUAUGCUAACCAGAACCAAAACAGUGGUAGGCCAUGAGGAAUGGAGAUGUCCUCUCACUCCUCAUGCCAUGGAACCGUCUUGUGGCGGUGCAGAACUCCUCCGUCAUACCAGACGGCAUCAGCGAUGGAGGAGGUUGAUGUAUAUGCAGCCAUUUUUUAUGCUGCAGUCACACCAGAAAGGACACUGGCUUCUGAUUUGAGCAGCCAGACUAAGACGCGUCUAGAAAUUCGAUUCGAAUCACACAAACCAUCUAUGAACGUGGUUUUAAAAGUGAUUUGUAAAAAUCACUUCAGUGUUUUUGUUUUGUUUUUUUUGCGUCUGAUUCCAAUCUGGAUAUGCUAAAAAUGAGAUCUGAGCUGGCAGUCUGAACAUGGACAAGUAAGGCCUGGUUACAGUACAAGAAGGACACUGUGGACUGUUUUUCCGUUGCUGAGCAAGAGGGAGACUCAGAAACAUGACUAAACCUCUGUAUGGAUGACUUCAUCCUGCCUCUGUGCCUUCCCUUCACACAGGGAUAUUUUGGUUUCCAGAGGUUACGCACUGUAAAUAGACAUUUAUUAGCGUUGGAAAGUGGACAGAGUUGGAAGGCAAUGACUUUAAGGAGAACGUUAAGGGAAAACAAAACCAACAACCUUCUUCUUUCAGAACAUUCACACACUGCAACUUUGCAUCACACGUGCACUUAUUUUUUUUUUUUUAUUUUUUUUUUUGUACUUUACUUUUAUUGGCCUAGAUUUAAGCAUUUCUCAUUGGGAUGGACUUGACCAUACUCCAGCACACUUUUUGGGGAGAAAACAAAAUUGGGUUAAGUCAAGUGAUACGUGGCUUGUCUGGAUUAAGGGUACUUUACCUAUCAAAGUGAACAUAGUGGUAUUUUUCUAGAACUACUGCAUUACUGAAAUGCUAUGAGACAGCUAGCGUACAUCUCCGGCUUUACCUCUGGUACUGUAUAUAUCCAAAUCUUGGUCCUGUAUUGUGUGUGAAACACAGAAACUGAGGCUCAGCCACUCCAUACCUAUAUCUGACUAGGUCUCGUGCAAAAACAAAAAGUAAAGGGUACGAAGCUGUGUGAAUGGAAUGUACAUUUUUAUCAUUAAAAAUACAAAGUUAAUCUUCUUGGUAGUUUACAGUUUAUACUGAAAUUCCCUCCAUGAUUAUUUUCUUUUAGCUCAGCUUUAUCCUUACGUGUCAUUAUAUUUUUUACACUCCAGCACUAAAAGGUGCCUUCAGAGAGCCAUUAUUAUGCAUUAAAGUUCAUUAGUGUUUGGUUUUGGCCUACUUUAGUUUUAUACAUAGUAUGUUGAACUGGGAGGAGACCGUGCCGUGAUUACAUUCAUACGGUCACUGCCCCGAUUUGUAAACCGAAUAUUUUUUAUACCUUUUGUAUAUGAAAUAAAUGUGUUUCCCGAA